AUGCUCGCUGCCUUCACCUUCGCCGCGGCGCUGCUGCACACCAGCGGAACGGCGCGGGUCGCUCGCUGCUGCCCCCCCGCCGCCGCCGUGCUCCCGGCAACCGAAUACAUGCUCCGGCAGCUGCAGCCAGCGCAGUCCAUCGGUCUGCUGGCGGCCUGGGAGAAGGCGUCCCGCGACCUGCGCGCUGCUGGCUUUCGCGGGCCGCAGGACGAGGCGAUCGGCGAGCGAGCGCUCAAGCUGAAGCAGCUGGCCGAGACGCUACCGCGCGUCAAGUCGACGGCGAUGAUCCUCGGGCUGUGUGAGAAGGGCUCGCUUUCGUUUGAGACGCUGGAGGAGCCGCACAAGUCGCAGGCUGAGACGCUCUCGCGCACAUCCCUCCGAGGCGAGCCGCCGUGGGGCUCCCCUCGCGGACACCCUCACCUGGCCUUCGGCAUUGCGCACCGUGCUGGGGGCUCCGCAAUCUCCGCCGGCCGCGGCUCCGCAAUCGCCUUCGUCUCGCAGUGGGAGGACCACGUUGUUGUCAACCCGCAGUACCUCGAGCUCGGAGAGGCGGCGGAGGCAGUGCUGCUCGCUGACAUUGCGCAGCGCGCGCGUGCCGCGGGCGUGGCCGACGUGAGGUUGCACCCCGCCUACCAGGCCGACGGAGCUGCCUUCUACGAGCGAGGGAGCGCCGCUGCGGUUCGCCAGCGGAUCUGA
This is a messenger RNA of Emiliania huxleyi CCMP1516, 696 nucleotides long. RefSeq lists its product as hypothetical. The record is from RefSeq and is a predicted model, not a curated record. The transcript is spliced from 4 exons. The coding region runs from base 1 to 696 and encodes 231 amino acids. NCBI's taxonomy places the organism in Eukaryota, Haptophyta, Isochrysidales, Noelaerhabdaceae.